Molecule: messenger RNA, 4459 nt
Organism: Trichosurus vulpecula (common brushtail)
Lineage: Eukaryota; Metazoa; Chordata; Mammalia; Diprotodontia; Phalangeridae
Gene: SCUBE2
Product: signal peptide, CUB domain and EGF like domain containing 2
Exons: 23
Coding region: 133-3219 (1028 amino acids)
Biological process (GO): signal transduction
Cellular component (GO): cell surface
Molecular function (GO): calcium ion binding
Source: RefSeq, a predicted model, not a curated record
AGAGUGUCAGACUGACGGCCGGCGGGCGCGAGGCCGGCAGGGCGCCCUCCCUCACGCUUGCUCUCCCGCGGCGGCCGCUCGGCUCCCGGCACGCUGCGCUCCCGCUCCGCUCCUGCCGUCUGGGUCUCCGCGAUGGGGGGCCGGGGCCGCGACUGCUCCGGGCCGGCCGGGGCGCCGCCGCUGCUCCUGCUGCUCCCGCUGCUCCCCCUGCUCCUGGUCUCGGGGCUGUCGCUGCCCCCGCCGCCGCCCGAGGAUGUGGAUGAGUGUGCCAGAGGAAUUGAUGACUGCCACGAAGAUGCCAUCUGUCAGAACACAGCCAAGUCCUAUAAGUGCUCCUGCAAGCCAGGCUACCAAGGGGAAGGCAGACACUGUGAAGACAUUGAUGAAUGCGAUGAUGAAUUCAAUGGAGGCUGUGUACAUGAAUGUUUUAACGUUCCAGGCAAUUAUCACUGCACUUGUUACGUUGGCUUCAUGUUGGCACAUGAUGGGCAUAAUUGUCUUGAUGUGGACGAGUGCCUGUUCAACAACGGUGGCUGCCAGCACACAUGUGUCAACACCAUGGGGAGCUACGAGUGCCAGUGUCAGGAGGGGUUUUUCCUGAGUGACAACCAGCAUACGUGCAUUCACCAUGCAGAAGAGGGCUUAGGCUGCCUGAAUAAGGAUCACGGCUGUGGCCACUUCUGCAAGGAGACCCUGGAGGGAGGAGUAGCCUGUGAAUGCAGGUCUGGCUUUGAACUGGCCAAAAACCAAAGGGAUUGCAUCCUGACAUGUAAUCAUGGAAAUGGCAGAUGUCAGCACAUAUGUGAUGAUACAGAUGAAGGACCUGAGUGUAGUUGCCACCCAAAGUACAGGGUGCACACAGAUGGGAGAUCCUGCCUGGAGAAAGAGGAUUCUACCCUGGAGCUAAUGGAGAAAAACGUCACCUCAUCAGUAGCUGAUGUCGACCGAAGAGUAAAACGGAGACUACUUAUGGAAACAUGUGCUGUAAACAAUGGAGGCUGUGACCGCACAUGUAAGGACACAUCUACUGGUGUUCACUGUAGCUGCCCUGUGGGAUUCACCCUUCAGUUUGAUGGGAAGACAUGUAAAGACAUUGAUGAGUGUCAGACUGGUAAUGGAGGCUGCGAUCACUUCUGCAGAAACACUGUUGGCAGUUUCGAUUGCAGUUGUAAGAAAGGCUUUAAAUUAUUAACAGAUGAAAAGUCUUGUCAAGAUAUCGACGAAUGCUCUUUUGAAAGGACCUGUGACCACACAUGCAUCAAUCAUCCUGGCACCUUUGAGUGUGCUUGUAAUAAAGGAUAUACCUUGUAUGGUUUCACGCAUUGUGGAGACACAAAUGAGUGUAGCAUCAAUAAUGGAGGCUGCCAGCAGACCUGUGUGAACACCGUGGGAAGCUAUGAGUGCCGGUGCGCCUCAGACCACCGGCUCCACUGGAACAAGAAGGACUGCGUGGAAGUAAAGGGAUUCUUGCCUGGUAACAUGUCCCCCAAAGUGUCCAUGCGCUGUACUAAGAGUGGUGGAGUGGAAAACUGCUUGCUAAACUGUCCCUCAGCUGUUCACCUCUCUCCAGGAUAUCAAGAUGCCUACUCUGUCUCCUGUGGCGCCUCUUCUCAUCUCAGGAGUCAACUACGUAAAUCUAAUGAUUCUGCUUUGUUGGAUGUCGUCAUCGUCAGGACAAGUGUCACCUUUAGGCUAAAUGAAGGCAAAUGUAGUUUGAGAAAGGCCGAGCUGCUUCCAGAGGGCCUGCCAUCAAUGAUACCAGAGAAGUACAACUCAGUAAAAGAGGGCUUCCACUAUGUCAACCUUACAUGUGGCUCUGGCAAGCAAGUCUCUGGGGCCUUUGGCAGACCAGCCAUGACUAAAGAUAUGUUUAUCAGUGUUGACUUUGAGCUUGAAGCAAACCAACAGGAGGUGACAGCAUCUUGUGAUCUGAGCUGUGUCCUGAAGAAGACAGAGAAGAGAUUACGUAAAGCUAUCCGGACACUUCGGAAAACAGUUCACCGUGAGCAGUUCCAUCUGCGUUUGUCAGGAAUGGAUUUUGAAGUGGCAAAAAAGUCCGCCAGAGGAUCUGAACACCCCACGGAUCCCUGUGGCUUGGGGCAAGAGCACAGACAGGGCAAAUGUGUCUCUUGCAGCGUUGGGACGUAUGAUGGAGGACGAGGGCGAUGCAUUUUAUGUCCAAAUGGGACAUACCAAGAUGAGGAAGGACAAAUAACAUGUGAACCCUGCCCCAACCCAGAGGGCACGGGGAACCAAAAGACCCUAGGAGCUCGAAAUGUAUCUGAAUGUGGAGGUCAAUGCCUUCCUGGUGAAUAUUCUUCAAAUGGCUUCUCCCCAUGCCACCCCUGCCCCCUGGGCACAUACCAGCCUGAAGGCGGCCGUACUUCCUGCUUCCCUUGUGCAGGGAGUUGGAGGGGAGAACUCACUACCAAACAUCCUGGUGCGACCACUUUCCAGGACUGCGAGGCCAAAGUUCAGUGUUCACCCGGACAUUUCUACAACACUACAACUCACCGGUGUAUUCGGUGCCCAGCAGGAACAUACCAACCUGAAUUUGGAAAAAAUUACUGUGUUUCCUGUCCGGGAAAUACCACCACUGACUUUGAUGGCUCCACAAAUGUAACCCAGUGUAAAAACAGACGUUGUGGAGGGGAACUAGGAGAGUUCACUGGGUAUAUUGAAUCUCCAAACUACCCUGGAAAUUAUCCAGCCAACACUGAAUGUACUUGGACCAUCAAUCCUCCUCCCAAGCGCCGCAUUUUGAUUGUGGUUCCUGAGAUAUUUUUGCCUAUAGAGGAUGAAUGUGGAGACUACCUGGUGAUGCGAAAAACCUCUUCCUCCAACUCUGUGACAACCUAUGAAACCUGCCAAACAUAUGAACGUCCAAUAGCUUUCACCUCCAGAUCAAAGAAGUUGUGGAUUCAGUUUAAAUCUAAUGAAGGGAACAGUGCCAAAGGAUUCCAGGUCCCUUAUGUAACAUAUGAUGAGGAUUACCAGGAGCUCAUUGAAGACAUAGUCCGAGAUGGCAGGUUAUAUGCAUCUGAAAAUCAUCAGGAAAUCCUUAAGGAUAAGAAAUUAAUCAAGGCUCUAUUUGAUGUCCUGGCACAUCCGCAAAACUACUUCAAGUACACAGCACAAGAGUCCAGAGAGAUGUUUCCAAGAUCAUUCAUCCGAUUACUACGAUCCAAAGUGUCCAGGUUUUUGAGGCCUUACAAAUGACUCUUUCCUCAUUUCACCAGCUACAAAUGCUCAGCCAUGCCUCAGCCUACGGGGUUUUCAAGGACAGAGCUGUGUCUGCCACUUGCAUGCCAGUGGAGGGACAGGCAUGGUACCCAGUAUUAAUGACUCUUUAGAGUUUAAUUUUUAUAGAUAAUACAAAUAUUUUGAUAAGCUGAGUUGUAUUUUUUCUUCCAAGAGAUCUUGUAUGCAGUUGUGUCCUGUCAUCGGCUGUAGCAGACAAUGCCAUCAGGUUUAGGCAGAGAGAGGCUUUCAGAGGGAACCAUGUCUGUGACCAACAGAGCUUCCUCACUGCUGCAAGUAGUGACAUGGAAUAGGAAGGACUAAGGAGUAGCUUCCCUGAGCCAUGUUUCAGUCCCUUCACCGCAUAGAGCUAAUCUGUCAUUCAUACUUCUCAUUCCCACAGUUAGAAACUGCCUAUGGGACCUCCCAAUGAUACCAGUGGUGAAUUAGAGGUGAAUUUCCUUAUCCAAAACUGGUCUGGUUCUGUUUGGGCAGCUAAGCCAUGUCAUGUUUUUCUUACUGGGGAUAUGGAGACAGAUCCCACCCCUUCAGAGUUAGGAGCAAACGACCUCCAGCACUGGGCUUCAGGCAAUGAUUCUCCAGGAGAACUGGAAGAGCCAUGUUUGGGGCAAUGAGUUCCAUUUUAUGUGACCUCAGCGCCAGGUACUAGAGUUCUGAAAGAAUAUAAUAAAGAAUGUUUGAAGUGGAGAGAAUUAAAAUAAAAUGAUGAAAAAAAUUUCUAUACAAAUGUAAUGAUUGCCUUCUGAUAUUUUUACCUAUAUAGUACAUUAAUGCUUUAUUGUUCAAACACUGAGGAGGGGCAUAGUAUCAUCAUGUCUUGUGCCAUUUCUAUUUAUUUUCCAAAAACCAGUCCAUUGGUCAUCCUACUGAAUUUUCAACCUCCGGUUAGCCAUUUAUGGCCCCAUGGAAUCCCAGUCUCUAAAUCAGAGGAUUCCUGUCUUGUUCAUCAUCUUUCUAACUCACUCAACAUUUGUUUUCCCAAAUGAUAAACUGCCUCCAAUACAUUUGCCACCUCUUACUUGUAUUGUCUGGUGACCACAUAGGGACAUUCUUUAUAGCAUUCUUUCCAUAAUGUAUUGCAUGACCGACCACAAGAUUCUGGCUUUGCUUUUUGUUGUGAACCAACUUUCUGAUGUGUCCAUCAUCACAUCACCCUGUGGAAAUAAGCUUUUUUGUAAUGGAAAGAGCAGUGGAUUUG